Messenger RNA from Epinephelus fuscoguttatus (brown-marbled grouper), 5499 nucleotides. It is a transcript of the gene june, whose product is annotated as JunE proto-oncogene, AP-1 transcription factor subunit. The coding region runs from base 348 to 1382 and encodes 344 amino acids. The record is from RefSeq and is a predicted model, not a curated record. Gene Ontology annotation, cellular component: transcription regulator complex. Gene Ontology annotation, biological process: regulation of cell population proliferation; regulation of transcription by RNA polymerase II; regulation of cell cycle. NCBI's taxonomy places the organism in Eukaryota, Metazoa, Chordata, Actinopteri, Perciformes, Serranidae. Gene Ontology annotation, molecular function: RNA polymerase II cis-regulatory region sequence-specific DNA binding; DNA-binding transcription factor activity, RNA polymerase II-specific; transcription factor binding. The transcript is spliced from 3 exons.
GUGUGUGUGUGUGUGUGUGUGAGACUCACUCUGUCUGUUCUCGGAUGGUUCAGCAGCUCCCCGCUUCUCCCUCUCUGCCUCGCGCUCUUCUCCCGGCCUGAAGUUAACGGCUGUACCGGGAACUUUAACGUGUUUAGAGCGCGUCCUGACAGAUCAGAAGAGUUGGAUCCAAGUGUAGCAGCUUCACCACCGACAGGCACUCGUCUUCUCUUCUUCUCUUCACCUCUUCUUCCUCUCUUCGUCCUGCCUUCAUCCUCCAACCCCCAACGUCAGUGGAACGUUUCAAUCCCCUCUGAUAUUCAGGUUAAUCUGAUUAUGAAGAUAUUCUCUGAGACACCUCUUCGUCAAUGACGGCCAAGAUGGAGACUCCUUUCUACCACGACGACUCCUCCGCUGUCCACACCUUUAGCCAGAUUGCAGAAUAUGAGCGUUACCCCGGAAACAAGAUGCUGAUGAGUAAGAAGGCCAUGUCAGUGGUGGGCAGUCAUCACUUCCCCAGCGGUGGUGCAGCAGGAGGUAGGGGUGGGAACCACAACAACCUGGGGCUCGCUGGCAACAGCUCCCUGAUGACAUCAGCAGCACCCUCAGCGGACAUGAACCUCCUGAAGCUGGCAUCCCCCGACCUGGAGCACUUGAUCAUCCAGUCCAACCAGGGACUGGUCACCACCAGCCCUGUGUCAAACUCCACCAAUGCCUUUCUGUACCGCAACCAGGCCACCAAUGAGCAAGAAGGAUUUGCUGAUGGCUUUGUCAAAGCGCUCGCUGAUCUUCACAAACAGAACCAGCUAGUGGGAGGUGGUCCCAUGUCCCCAUCUUCAUCCUCCGCCGUCUCUCUGCAGACAUCCUACCAGAGGAACCUGAUGUCCAGUGGAGACAUGCCCAUCUACACCAACCUCAGCAGCUACAACCCGGGCCAGAUGACUUACCCUGGGGGGCAGAUGACGUACGGUAGUGGCUCAGGCCAUGGCAGCGGUGGAGCCUCUCAAAGCCACACCAGAGGCCUGGAUGCCCCUCAGACAGUCCCUGAGGUGCCUCACCCGGCGGGCGACCCUACUUCCCCGCCCUCCCUCUCUCCAAUUGACUUGGAGACACAGGAGCGAAUCAAAGCAGAACGCAAAAAGCUCCGCAACCGCAUUGCCGCGUCCAAGUGCCGCAAGCGGAAGCUGGAGCGGAUCUCACGGCUGGAGGAGAAGGUGAAGGUCCUGAAGAACCAGAACUCGGACCUGGCCUCCACCGCUGCCAUGCUGCGGGAGCAGGUCGCCCAGCUCAAACAGAAGGUCAUGAGUCACGUCACCAAUGGCUGCCAGAUUGCCGUCAGCUCGGCCACUGGCAAGUCUGGAGGAGGAGGGGGAGGAGCUGGCAGUGAGGACUCCAGCUGCUGAGGGGGACACAAGCUGAAUAAGCGUCUGAACACAAGCCAAGGGGCCGAGGGGCCAAGGGUUUACUUUUACGAUUUUGCCAUUUUGCUCGCACUUACGGUCAGAGCGAGCAGAGAUGGAGGCGUAAGAACAGAUGGAUGUUUAAUGGAAUUCGUGUAGCCCUGUAACCCGCUGUCAAUCAUCCAGACACAGGGGGCAGAGCUUAGAGGAGAGAGAGGAGACAGAAAGAGGGAUAACUCCCUGAUGUGUAAAGUUCAAAUUUGGGUAAUUUGAAUUUUGCUGUUGAUUUUUUGUCAGAGGAGAUGUUGGCAAAUUUUAUUUAAAGACAUUGUGUGUAUGAACAGAUAUGACACAUUUACUGGACAGAUGAGUUCAAUUUACGGACAGGUCAUGAUAAUAUUGUUGGUUUUUUUUUGAGAUGUCAAUACAUCUCAGUAAAUAACUGGAAACAUUGGAAAUUCUUUUCCACCAUUGAUUUUAUUGUCAUUUAUAGUACAAAUAUUGUUUGAAUAAAUGACAUAUUAAAAUGAACAUUUUUACAGUGUGACAUUAAUCUUUUAUAUUUUGAAACAGAGUUGAAAACACUGCUUAUAAAAGGUUAUCCAAAUGUUCAAAUCGCAAGUACUGAUUUAAUUCAUUCAGUGUGAAGUAAUCAGAUUACUACUGAUUACAGAGUAAGGACUGUAAUUUGAAUUUUCUUGUCAGAAUUUACAAUAAUCAGUUAUCAGAAGAGUAUUAAAGAGAUAAUUUGUUACUUUUUUUACAACAGUCCCACUGUGUGUUAGCGAUGGGACCAUACACACCAAGCACUAUGACACCUCUGUUUUUUACAGUAACUCUUCAUAGUUACUGUGAUAGAUCUAUGUAAUCUGAUUACAUGUCUGAAACUGAAGUCCAGCUGUGGUUCGUAAUAAUCCAGUGACUGUUUAAAAUUUUGAACUGUGUUUCUGUGUUUUCUUUGUCUAUUGUUGCUGGAAGUUAAAAGCCUUUAAAGCUGCAUUUCGAUCAGGAAAUGGUUAAAAGUUGGUUGUUUUUUUGAGCUGACUGGCUGUUUGUUCAUUUCAGUAGUUGGCUGAUGGAAACUAUUCUCACUUUCUCUGGAUCUUUCAGGAAUCAGGACUGAAGGGAAUGUUCAAUUUAAGACCUGCCAGUGACGAUACCUGUAUGGUUUUAAUGUCUCAAUUUAAAAACAAGUUGUUGUUUGUUUUGUUUUUUUUUUACUUUUCAACUACUGGUAAGAAGAGAGAAUUUCACGUUCAACUCAAUGGCAGUUUUUUUGAAAUAGUUCACAUGUUUUUGAAGCAACAGAACUAUUACUGACAUAAACAUAAAUUAUGAUGAUGAACAAUGUCAGAUGAAGACGUUUGAUGAUGACGUUUCUUGUCUCCUUUAUUCUCAGUGCAUAACAGUGUUGUGCAUACAGUAUAAGAUAUGACUAUUGAACAUUUAUCACUUUGAUUAGUUUGCAGCUUUAGAUGGAAGCCAAUUUCUGGCAGGAAUGAAGAAAAAAAAAGAUUGAAUGUUAAGGGUGAUGAAAAAAAAAUUAAAAACAAAAACAAACAUAUAAUCUCAAAUGUCCUAAUUUGGCCUUCCAUGACAUUAUAUUAUAAUUUUAAUUGGGAAAAAGUCCAGAUUUAAGGGUUGUUGUAAUUCACCUUGUUUUUGUUCCUGGUUGUAAUGAGCUUCCACUGGUUAAAGAUCUUCAAAGAAAUUUAUAAAGAAAGAUUUUGUUUACUCAAAAAUUAUCUCAGUGGAAUAUCAAAUGUGUUUCACCUGCUUUGUUAAAAAUAUAUUUUUAAGAGUCAAUUUCAGGUUCAAUUACCUGAUGAAUUUCUGAAUUAUUAAUUAUUAUUAUUAUUAUUAUUAUUAUUAUUAUUAUUAUUAAUUAUUUAAAGUUAAAGGUCCAACCUUUAAUCCUAAAUGUAAACAAAAUGUAUAUGAAGGACAAUGCACUCCUAGCUGUGCUGUUAUGAAGAAUAAUGCACUCUCAAUUGUGUACAUAUAGUGCUCACUGUGGAAAUAUGCUCCUCAAGGAGGUUUCUGAGGUCCUUGAGGGGAUUCCUUAGAUCUUUGAGGAGUCUGCAGAGGUCUUUGAGAGGGUUUCUGAGGUCCUGGAAAAGAAUGCAGUCCUUGAACAGGUUGAGGAGGGCCUUGGGGAGAAUGUAGAGGUUCUUGAGGGGUUUCCUGAACUCCCUGAGACGGUUAUGGAGACUUAAGCAUCAGCACUAUUGCUAGGGGUUACCUGCAAGUUAACCUCCUGAGAUCCAAGCUUUUGUUUGGCAUGCAUUGUUAAUUUCUCACUUCUCCUGAGUAAUUUUAAGUAGGAUCUGAUAAGUAUAAGUGUAAUAAACUAAGCAUCGUCUUUGAACACUAAGUAGUUUUUGAAAAAAAAAAAAGUCCUCCUAUGGGGGCAUUGGUUUUAUUUUCAAUGGUCACAAGUGUGUAAUAAAUUGUAAAAAAAAAAAACCUGUUCAAAACAGUUAAUUUCACUGCCUGAACAUGGCUGUGCAAAAUGAAAAUUGCAAAUAAUGCAGCAUAUCUAAAAGCAAUGUGAGUUGUUCCUUUUGUAACUGUAUGAUUUUUCUUUGCUCUAUAUUCCAAGCUUGGAAUGUCCUUUCUGUCUGUGGGAACAGUCUGUCACACCUAACUGACCUGUGCUACUCGCGAUAAUACAAUAAUAAAGUCCCAAUGUCCUCGAACAAGUACUUCCUAAUUUAGCUUGUUACUGUUGCUAAAAUUGGUCAGAUUUAAAUGCUGUAUCAAACUACAAAUGUUAUGUAUAUAAAUAAUCAUUUUUUAACCAUUACAUUUGAUCAGGUUUUGUACCUUGUCUUUUUUUGUGCGUGUUGGGAUCUGCUGUAGACUAAUUUGGCAGAGAUGGCCGCCAUCUUGUUUUUACAUGGAUUAGUGUAUUUUAUGAAAUAUAUUUUAUAUUUUUGCUAUCACUAGAAGGCACAUAAAGGUGUCCAUGAAUGAAGACCAUGGGUCAAAGAAGCGGAAUGAAGUAUAAGGUGCAGCAAACCCAAAAUGUAAUGUCCUCAUAUAAGGAUACAGGGUCGCAGGAGGUUAAAUUGAUUUAGAUUAGUGGUUAAACUGUUAACCUGAACUAUGUUUGAAAUGUCCACACGUAAGAUUUUUAACAGACUCCUGCCAGCCAAUUAGAGAACAAGAUGUUCAAUUGCUUUAAUAAAAAUACGACAUAGUGUGUGUCAUUUUGGAGAGUGUGUUAUUGUUCGAUAACUGCACAUUUUAUUCUGGAUUCUUACUUAAGUUAUGUACGUGAGUACAACUUAUAUUUAUAUGGUGAAAGAAAGAUUGGGCCUUUAAUAUCUUGGUUCUCUGGAAAAUCCACAAAAGAAUAUAUUAUGUAAAUGUGUUGUUGUUUAUGCAGUGUGUUGAUUGAUAUUUUUACACGUUUUUCACUAAUGAUCCCUCUCUAUUUCCGGACUCUGUUUUGUUCUGACUUUCCUGUCCAGUCAGCAGCUCUAUCAUGUUACAAUUUGUAGACUGCAGCUGUCAGACAGAAAAACAGAACUGCAAAGAAAUAAAAUAAAUCAGAUUUUUUUUUUGUGAACAACAAAAAAUAUAAAGCUCUACUACUUUUAAAAAAAUCACAUCAGAGCUUUAUCUGAACAUUUAUGCGCACCCAUGAAAUAAAAAUUAUUUCAGUUGCAGUUAGAUGUUUUCUGUUUGACAAAAAAAGGUCUUUUCAAAAUACUGUUGGCGAGUUUUAAACAAAUAUUUAUUUUUUUGAACUUGAACAAGGCUUUUGACGUCUAAUGAUUCUAUUUUUGUACAAAUGUAUAAAGAAUAUUAAUAUUCUGAAAUGAUGUGUGUACAAGCUGUUUGAUUUGAUCAAACACUUUAUGUCUCUAUUUAUUAUGAGUAUCUUUUGUUAUACUGAUGCGUGUUUAUUUCCUUUACACUGUUCUGCUGCGUACAAGUGUUUGUGUCAAUAUAUCUGAAUAUAAAAUAUUCACCUGCUGCUGGUUUGCUGUUUUUAAAUUUAGAGUUGGAGUAAGGUGUUUUCCACAUGACAGUGGCCACGUGUUGUAACAAGUACACCUUUCUAAACUCAUUUCAACUGUUUUAGGUGUUCAGCAUUUCACAUAAAGGAUAA